CAUGGCUGCUGCAGACAGGAGGUCGAGUGUUUAUUAUAAAUUAUAUUUAUUUGUACAUUUAGUGAUUUUUGGCUGGUAUGUGUUUAUUCUGAAGGUGAACUGCUCCUCAGUCAUUUCAAAUAAACACCCCGGUGCUCGGAGUUACGGCGGGCGGUGGAAAUAUUUAACCUUCAUUAACAUGGUGAUGCAGACGGUCUUUUUUGGACUUUGCGCCGUAACCGAUCUCGUCCACGUCGUCCUGCCGAGGAAGAGCGCCACCUCAGGGUUCCCAGCAUUCCUUCUAACAGUGCAGGAUUUCUUCUUCGCCGUUUUGGCUUUUCCAGUCGGGACUUUUGUAUUCACCUCCUUCUGGUCCAUCUACUCCUACGAUCGAGAGCUGGUGUUCCCAAAGUUCUUAGACGACAUCAUUCCCACGUGGCAUAAUCACGCCAUGCACACUGUGAUCAUGCCCCUGCUGCUGCUGCAGAUGUUCCUCCAGCAUCACAGAUACCCCAGUCGUUCCAAGGGCAUCUUCAGCCUCGCCGUGUUCGUCGCUUCCUAUCUAGCAUGGGUUCUGUGGGUGCGUCACGCCUCAGGAAUCUGGGUUUAUCCCAUCAUGGCUCACCUCAGUCCUGUAGGCCUGGUGCUGUUCCUGGCCGUGGCGUCCCUCAGCAUGGCCCCUCUGUACCUGCUAGGAGAGAAGAUCAGUGCUGCAAUCUGGGGCCCCACAGGGAAACAGAAGAAGAAAUAAAAACCAGAGGGAUCAGAGACGAGCAGGGACGAUGGUGAGCGGGGACGAUGAGAAGGUUCCCAUUAAAACCAGCAGGACUGGAUUCUUCACCAGCACAAGGGAACACACUGAACUGUUUUUAAUGGCUGUUAUUUUAAGAUUUACAUUAUUAAUGAUCUCAACAGUGAUGUGGGUUUUUACAGUGAUAAUUUGCACAAGCUUUAGAAUAAUAAUAAUAAUAAGAGAUAGAUAGAUAUAUAGAUUUAUAGUGAGAUAGAUACUUUAUUUACUCACUCACUUUCUUAAUCGCUUAUCCAAUCAGGGUCGCUAGAGCCUAUCCCAGCUUUUCAAAGGGCGCAAGGCACACAGUAACACCCUGGACGGGGCACCAGUCCAUCACACAUACACACACUCAUCCACCUAUAGGGCAAUUCAGUGUCUCCAAUUAACCUGACUGCAUGCUUUUGUACUGUGGGAGGAAACCGGAGCUCCCGGAGGAAACCCACGCAGACACGGGGAGAACAUGCAAACUUCACACAGAAAGGACCCGGACCGCCCCGUCUGGGGAUCGAACCCAGGACCUUCUUGCUGUGAGGCGACAGUGCUACCCACUUAGCCACCGUGCCGCCCAACUUUAUUUAUCCAAAGGGAAAUUAUUGAUUAUGAUAAUAAUAAUAAUUAUAAUAGUAAUAAUUAUAAUAUAAUAUAGUAUAAUAAUAAUAAUAGUUUACAGUGUCUGUGUUUCUUCUUAUCAUUUCCGUUGUUUAUUGAAAUUCCAUAUGCUGUACUGCUGGACGUCAGAAGCCACAUUCUGACACGUCAUGUUUUGAUUGUGUGAUUUAAAUAAAAACUAAUUUUAUUACAAAAAAA
Messenger RNA from Trichomycterus rosablanca, 1579 nucleotides. It is a transcript of the gene adtrp1, whose product is annotated as androgen dependent TFPI regulating protein 1. The transcript is spliced from 6 exons. Gene Ontology annotation, cellular component: membrane; endomembrane system. NCBI's taxonomy places the organism in Eukaryota, Metazoa, Chordata, Actinopteri, Siluriformes, Trichomycteridae. Bases 2 to 730 code for a protein of 242 amino acids. The record is from RefSeq and is a predicted model, not a curated record.